AUGACGGUUGUUUGGCUCGUUGCGGUGACGGUGACGCCGACGGUUUCGGUGGUUCGCUCUCUUAUGGCGCAGACUUCGUCUUCUUCAUCCUCUUCUUCUUGGUUGUCGCCAGGCGGGAGGAUGGACAUGCCACCCCCGGAUGUUGGAUUGGGGCCUGGCGGUGGAUCGGGUUUCGGGCAAUUAAGUGUUGGCCAUGCACAAGGAGUGACGGGAAAGGAAAUCCUGGGUGGUGGUAGGCAAAUGAGGAGCUUGCGACCGCCUCCGUUGUCGCCGCCUCCGCCGCCGCCACCUCCACCUCCAUCUGCAAUGUUGCUAUUAUGGAGAUCGGAUUCAUUAGUAGAUGAUUAUUCUGGUCUGCUCGUAGUAGAUGAGCUGAUUUGA
Messenger RNA from Bipolaris oryzae ATCC 44560, 381 nucleotides. RefSeq lists its product as uncharacterized. The coding region runs from base 1 to 381 and encodes 126 amino acids. The record is from RefSeq and is a predicted model, not a curated record. The transcript is spliced from 3 exons. NCBI's taxonomy places the organism in Eukaryota, Fungi, Ascomycota, Dothideomycetes, Pleosporales, Pleosporaceae.